This is a messenger RNA of Durusdinium trenchii, 1075 nucleotides long. The record is from the annotation of a GenBank genome assembly. NCBI's taxonomy places the organism in Eukaryota, Dinophyceae, Suessiales, Symbiodiniaceae.
UGUAGGAUAAGACAAACAUCAUUUCACAAGAUCCUAAAUUCAGUGCCAUGACAGAAACUGAAGGAUUUCUCUGGAGGAGCUAUGGAGCUACCAGCUCCUGUGCCACCGGAAGUGCUGAGCUGCACACCUUCUCAGGUCUUCGCAGGCUCUGAAGACUUGGAGCAUGAUUUCACAAACGUCAGCAGUACGCCAGGAGGACAUGGAAGAGGAGCUGCGUGCUUAUGGAGCAGUUCUCCUGCAGCGUGCCACGCUUUUGCUGCGCCUUCCACAAAGCACAUGUGUGACAGCAGCUGCGAUCUUCCAGCGAUUCUUUUUUCGCAAGUCUCUUGCAGAGUUUGAUGUGCGAGUCACAGCAGCUGCCUCUUUGCUAUUGGCAUGCAAAUUGCAGGACUCAGAAAGGAGGCUAAAACACAUCAUCCCUGUCUUCUACCGAUUGCACCUGCGAUCCUUGGAAGGGGAUGGAGAGGCAGUCUAUUGCAAAAGGCCAGUGCCAAACCUUGACCUGCGUGGCCGUGACGCCUUGGAGAUGAAGCAGGCCAUCAUGGCAGUGGAGAAGCAAAUCCUUUCGGAGCUUGGCUUUGGGGCUUCACUUCUGCGAGAAACACCACACAGGUACAUGCUUCAGUUUGUGCGGGCCAUGAUGAGCUCUGCUUGGCCUAGCUUAAUGGACUUAGUCCAAACUGCUUGGAAUUUCCUCAACGACUCCACUCGGUCAACGCUUUGCUGCCAAUACCAGGCACACGAGAUUGCCGCAGCCAGCAUCUUUCUGGCAGCUGACAGAUUGGGGAUUCAGCUGCCAAGCCGUCCGCCGUGGUGGAAUGCGUGCUACACACGAUACGAGGACAUGAUGCAAAUCGCAAAGACGAUGAACGACCUCUACAGGCGCCCGAUGCCGCGCUGGCAUCCGAUUAGGCGCAAGGAAGCAGAUGUUCCUGGCUGCUUGCGCUCGCCAGAAACAGAGGAGCCAUCACCAGAUCAGCUCCCUGCCCGAGAGACCAGUCGGAGCCGCAGCCCUAAGCCAGCACCGAAAAAGGUGGUGCGCCUCACUUUGGGUGGCCGGAGCCGGCGUUGAGCA